AUGAGGUUUAGACAGAAUGUGGUGGGGGCACCUAGAGAUGUUAAGCUCUUGUGGGCGUCUGUAUUUCUGCGUUUACUAUCUUAUGGUAUAACAAAUCAAGUGCUCACGUUGUUAUUAAGUGGGAUACACAUGGGUGAAGACCGUAUAGGUCUUUUUAUGUCCCUAACCUUAGUUGGUGAUGUGUUGUGUUCUUACAUUCUUACAUGGUAUGCUGAUUCAUGGGGAAGAAGAAGGGUGUUGAUCUACGGAUCUAUCAUGAUGAUGCUGAGUGGUAUUGUGUUUAGUUACUCGGAGAAUUUCCACGUCUUGCUGAUAUUUGCCAUUUUUGGUGUUAUCUCGCCAUCCAGCGACGAAGUGGGUCCCUUUAAAUCGAUUGAAGAAUCGAUGAUUGCACAUCUAUCAUCAAAUGACAAGAGGCCAGAUGUGUAUGCUAUGCAUAGUUUGGUUGGUACUGUAGGCAGUGCUUUAGGUGCAAUAUCUUGUGGGGUGUUUAUUAAAUUCAUCAAGUCUCAUGGUUAUGCUACAACUGAUGUAGAGAGUUAUAAAUUAGUUUUUAGACUAUAUGCGUUCAUUGCAUUUAUGAAAGUUAUUAUAAUGUUUAUGUUAUCAGAAAAGACAGAGUUGGACAGCCAUUUUCAUGAUCAUAUUGAAGAUAAUAAUUUAUCAGAGGCUAUUGUACAUGAUGAAUUGACACCACUAGUAGAAACAGCUGCGCAUAAAAACGAGAUCAAUAAGUCGAGAGCACUCUCAAAGGAAACUAAGGCAACAUUAACUAAGUUGCUGGUAAUCUUCAUGGUGGAUUCAUUAGGUUCAGGUUUUAUGACUAGUGGAUGGAUGGUUUAUUACUAUAAGAAUAUUUUCCUACUAUCACCAGUUGCAUUAGGUACCAUGUUCUUUGUUUCUCAGGGUGUUCAAGCUUUAUCUACAUUGCCAUCAUCGAGUAUUACUAGGAGACUUGGACCAGUUAAGACAACACUAGCAGUUCAAAUACCAUCGGGUAUUUUUUCAAUACUGAUUCCAUUUGCUGUAAAUUAUUUGCCGCUCUCGAUAUUUCUGUUGAACUUACAUUUUGCAACAAUGGCAAUGGAUGUCACUCCAAGGCAAAUAAUUUUGACGAAUUUGUUCAAAUCUAGCGAACUAACUAGAGUCAUGGGUAUAGUAAAUAUUGGUAAAACGUUUGCGCGCUGUAUUGGGCCAAUAUUUACAGGUCUGCUUGCAAGUAAAGGCUUACUGUGGUGUUGUUAUAUCAUAAGUGGUUCCUUAGUUAUUACCGCCGAUGCCAUAUUAGCAUUCUGGUUUUUGUCGAUCGACCAUAAGAUUAAGGCACAAUGUUCAUAA
Messenger RNA from Nakaseomyces glabratus, 1338 nucleotides. RefSeq lists its product as uncharacterized. Gene Ontology annotation, biological process: transmembrane transport. Lineage: Eukaryota; Fungi; Ascomycota; Saccharomycetes; Saccharomycetales; Saccharomycetaceae. Gene Ontology annotation, molecular function: transmembrane transporter activity. The record is from RefSeq and is a predicted model, not a curated record. Gene Ontology annotation, cellular component: fungal-type vacuole membrane.